Microdochium trichocladiopsis is the source of this 2244-nucleotide messenger RNA. RefSeq lists its product as uncharacterized. The record is from RefSeq and is a predicted model, not a curated record. Gene Ontology annotation, molecular function: DNA-binding transcription factor activity, RNA polymerase II-specific; zinc ion binding; sequence-specific DNA binding. Gene Ontology annotation, biological process: positive regulation of transcription by RNA polymerase II; DNA-templated transcription. Lineage: Eukaryota; Fungi; Ascomycota; Sordariomycetes; Xylariales; Microdochiaceae. The transcript is spliced from 6 exons. Bases 14 to 2104 code for a protein of 696 amino acids.
CCGACCGUGAGCGAUGGACUCGGCUCCGGACCCGGACGCGUCCCCAGGCUCGCCGCCCGGCCAGCGCCGUCGACAAGCAUGCGAGCGCUGCUUCCAGCGCAAGCAGAAGUGUGAUCGCCUGCUGCCUGCAUGCACUGCCUGCGCGGACCUCAAGCUCGAGUGCAAGGCGCGCAAGUGGGCCUUUCUCGACACCUCAGCUCCAGAAGCCCUUGUCCUUAGUGCUUCGGUCAGCGAUUAUGUCAAGUCCCUUGAAGACCGCUUGGCAACAUCACCGCCCGCUGAGCCCAGCGCCUUGUCGCCAAGCAAGCGUCGCAGACGCCAGUCCGGCUUGGGACCCUCGCCUUCAUCCGGCAAUGUCGCUUCAAACAGCAGCCCGCUGGGGUCAGGCAAGGCCCGCUUCCCCGACACGGACCGUGAGCCCGCCGCUCCGUCCCAAGGCCGUUCCGAAAUUUCCGUCCGCGAGACCAUGGGCGACAUAAGUUUCCUGUCCCGGUCAGCGAUGGCCGAGUCCCGCGUCCGUGGGGACGCGUUCCCUCGUAAUCUCAGCCUGGACAACAUGUUAUCGGCAGCCACUUCGCUCAGUGGUAGUGAUCCAACAAGUUCAACAAUCGUCACGUCUGCCCUCAAGCAGCAGAGCCGGCUCGCGGGAGGCCACCAUCCUGUGCUUGACCGGGACAGCACUGAACCAUAUCUGCAAAGCUUCCUCCGCAUGGUAUCCGUCAAGCACCUGCAUCUCGACAGGGAUGAGGUCUCUCAAGACUAUGACACCAUCAUCGAUAGUGAGGCCGCCAGCAAGGGCAACGUAUCUGAGCAGCUGGCCUUCACGUACGUGAAUACGUGUCUCGCCAUCGCCAUCGGCAUGCUCGUUUCGGAUGAUGCAGCCAACCUAUCUGUGGCCAUCUCGGGAGUCUACUCGGCGGCGAUCAGCCACAUACCUGUGGUUCUUGAAGCAGACGGGCCACUGGCCAUGAUUCAUUGCAUGUUAAAUGUAGCCAUCUUCUCGUUGGCAUCAAAUGUGGGUGGCUCGACGUGGCACAUUGUCGGGAUCAUAAUGAACCAGUGCAUAUCACUUGGUUUGCACAAAGAGCCCGAAUCAGACGAGCUGCCUGUGCAGGAUCAGCAGAGAAGAAGGAAUCUCUUCUGGAGUGCCUACGCCCUUGACAGGUGUGUUGGCGCAGUCCUCGGCCGUCCCUUUGGCAUACAAGACGAAGAUAUCACGGUGAGGUCGUCCUCUAUGUCGGUAUCCACAACUCCUGGUGCAUCCGCGCCAGUGCAACCUUGUUCGGAGGCGACCUUCAAGCUGUACUUGAUCAAGCACGCGAAGCUCGUUUCAGAUAUCCGUUCCAAUCGGCGACAGACAGCACUCUACCACUACCGAAAUGUAUCCUUUUGGCGGGAGACUCCUGCUCCUGUCGUCAGCUUCAUUGUUCCCCACCAGCCGUGGCUGAGUAAUCAUCUCGACACUCUGGCAUGUCGUGCCCUGAUCCUUUUGAUUCGCCCAGAAGAUGAAGGCUUAAGCCCGUCACCAAACAACAGCAUCACGACGCUGUCUUCUGGACUUCCAAAACACGACGCAGCAUCAUUCGGCCCCCCUCAGUACAACGAGGCUGCUCUCGCCGAGUUUGAGAUGGACACGAUGUUAUGCUGCAAGAGGUUCAUAGACCGGACAUAUGAGCAGUUUGAGAUUCGCGGAAAACCGGAAGAUAGCUCGUUCACCAAUGCAUACGAGCUAUUCAAUGCGUGCAUUGCAUAUGUUUUCCUCGCCCGUCGUCGUGCUGGGUUCAUAGGGCGGCCAGGGACGGGCGAUCUGCGGCGCGUCAGCACAACACUAUCUCCUUCGACAGCGUCAUCGGCAGUAUCCAUCGGUAACUUUGAUAUCACGAGCAACAAUUCCGAGUUUGCCGAAGCUGCUGGGGUCAUGGUGCAAAAGUGCUCGACGCUUAUCACAGUCUUGAGCUUGCACUUUACAUCACUCAGAGUGUUGCAGCGAGCGCUUCUGGCGCUAUCAGCACGACUGUCCGGCUCGAAUGUAGCUAUGCCAAUCAACGACUUGGCCCGACAUCUGUCUGCGCACGUGCUGCUGCUUGUUAAGCUCUGCAGCUAAGGGCCCAACCAGUUCACGCUUCGUCCGACCAUUUCACCGAAAGAGAUAAGCCAGUGACUUCGGUCGAUAUGUACAUAGGUCUAUUUCUACCCCCAAAAAUGUAUAUACAAACGUGCUUCUAUUCACGAUCCACCCCUUGC